Molecule: messenger RNA, 453 nt
Organism: Truncatella angustata
Lineage: Eukaryota; Fungi; Ascomycota; Sordariomycetes; Amphisphaeriales; Sporocadaceae
Product: bladder cancer-related protein BC10-domain-containing protein
Exons: 2
Coding region: 1-453 (150 amino acids)
Source: RefSeq, a predicted model, not a curated record
AUGUUCUGUUUAAGGAGUUGGCUCCCACUCCUCUUCAUUCCCACCAAUGCCUCGCCCGCCUUCAUCUUCCUCUUCUUCGUCUGCACAUACUUCUUGAAUCGGCCGUGCGUGUACUGCUCCGUGCUGCUCCUGAUCCUCUUCGUCACGUCGUGUUAUUGGUCCGAUCGAUGCUUUUUCGACUUCAGCAGCAACUGGUUCGCGCCCCGGUCCUCGCCGUCUUCUUACUACGAUUGCGCUGGGAACUGUACGACAGUACUGGAAGGAGAGAAGGGCUUCAAUGAGACCGCUCUCGACAUGUUGAACACGACCGCGACUGCUCUGGUAGGCGCUGCAGCUGACGAGCUCACCAAGCGCAAGGCUGAGUGGACGGGCUUGGGCAUCGAGUGGUUGAGGAGUCUGCUGGGACGACGAGAGUGGACGAUCGAGUGUAUGGACGUCAACAUUCGGCUUUAA